CGAGCAAAAGGCGCAGGGCUGCGGAGUCGCAGAGCCAGACGGCAGCUGGAGACGGAGGGACGCGCAUGGAGCCUGGACCGGGCCGCCGAUAGAGACAGACACAGACUCACACACACACAGCCACCUUCUUUCUGCACUCCGGCAGAGGCAGCGACGUCCGAACAAAGGAAGCCCCCGGCGGGCAUCCGAGCUCCGCCGGGUGCCAGGCAGCCCUGAGUCCCGGGCCGCAGACAGGCGACACACACACGCACACACACAGAGGCUCCGGGAGCCGCUCUGGGAGCCGCACGGUGAGCAGCGGCGGCGGCGGCGGCGGCGCCGUGGGGGGGAGCCGCGCCAUGGGGGAGACCAAGAUCAUCUACCACCUGGACGAGCAGGAGACGCCGUACCUGGUGAAGGUGCCCGUCCCCGCCGACCGGGUCACUCUGGCCGACUUCAAGAACGUGCUGAACAAGCCCAACUACAAGUUCUUCUUCAAAUCCAUGGACGAUGACUUCGGAGUGGUAAAGGAAGAGAUCUCCGAUGACAACGCCAAACUGCCUUGCUUUAAUGGCCGAGUUGUAAGCUGGCUGGUGUCAGCAGAAGGGGCCCAGUCGGAUGGUGGUUCUGUGUGUGUGGACAGCCAGCUGGACCUCCCCCCUCCGCUGGAGAGGACUGGGGGAAUUGGGGAUUCCAGGCCUCCUUCUUUCCAUGCUAAUGCUGCAGGCAGUCAGGACAACCUCGACAAUGAAACGGAGACGGACUCGGUGGCGUCUGUGCGGAGAGAGCGGGAGAGACCACGGAGAAGAGACGCCCACGAUCACGGCGGGAGAAUGAAUGGCCAUUCACGGCGGGUGGAGCUUGGAGGCUACGAGAGCUCAUCAACACUCAUGAGCAGCGAGCUGGAGUCUACGAGCUUCUUUGACUCGGAGGAGGAGGAUGCUGCAAGCCGGUUCAGCAGUUCUACUGAGCAGAGCAGCUCCUCCCGCCUAAUGAGACGCCAUCGGCGGCGGCGGCGGAAACCCAAAGCACCACGGAUGGAGAGGUCUUCCUCUUUCAGCAGCAUCACAGACUCCACCAUGUCCCUGAACAUCAUCACUGUCACUUUAAACAUGGAGAAGUACAACUUCCUGGGCAUCAGCAUUGUGGGGCAGAGCAACGAGCGGGGAGAUGGGGGAAUCUACAUCGGCUCUAUCAUGAAGGGCGGAGCUGUGGCAGCUGAUGGACGCAUUGAGCCAGGAGACAUGCUGCUUCAGGUGAACGACAUAAACUUUGAGAACAUGAGCAAUGAUGAUGCGGUUCGGGUGCUAAGGGAGAUUGUACACAAACCAGGGCCCAUAACUCUGACUGUAGCCAAGUGCUGGGACCCCAACCCACGUGGCUGCUUCACACUGCCCAGGAGUGAGCCUAUUCGGCCCAUUGACCCAGCCGCUUGGGUGUCCCACACCGCAGCCAUGACGGGAGCAUACCCGGUAUAUGGUAUGAGCCCUUCUGUGAGCACCAUCACAUCCACCAGCUCCUCCAUCACCAGCUCCAUCCCAGAGACGGAGCGAUUUGAUGACUUCCACCUGUCCAUCCAUAGUGACAUGGCGACUGUUGCCAAGGCAAUGGCCUCCCCAGAAUCUGGGUUGGAAGUGCGGGACAGGAUGUGGCUGAAGAUCACAAUACCAAAUGCCUUUAUAGGUUCGGAUGUCGUGGACUGGCUCUAUCGACAUGUGGAGGGCUUCACAGACCGCCGUGAGGCAAGGAAGUAUGCCAGCAACUUGCUAAAGGCUGGCUACAUCCGCCACACCGUCAACAAGAUCACCUUCUCGGAGCAGUGCUACUACAUCUUUGGGGACUUGUGUGGCAAUAUGGCCCAUCUUUCCCUGCACGAGCAGGACGGCUCGAGCGGCACUUCUGACCAGGACACCCUGGCUCCCUUGCCCCACCCUGGAGCUGCACCCUGGCCCAUUGCUUUCCCCUAUCAUUACCCGAUCCCACACCCCUAUAACCCCCACCCCGCCAUCGAGGCCCCCUAUGUCUACACUGCUGCGGGGGGUAGUGCCGGCAGCCAGCACAGUGAAGGGAGCCGCAGUAGUGGCUCGAAUCGCAGCGGGAACAAGAAGGAAGCCAAACCGGGAGCAGGGGAGUCCAAAUCGGGUGGCAGUGGCAGCGAGUCUGAGCAGAGGCGGGAAAAAGCUCCCAGCGAGAGAUCGGUGGCUCCCCCUAGUGAGCACAGUGUGCGCAGCACCCACUCGCAAUCCCACAACAUAGUGUACGGUGCUCCUGGCCUGCCCCCCCAGCCCUCAGCCCCCAUCUCUCUGGCCCCACCUGGAUCCCCCCCGAACCGUGACCUGGGUUCUGUACCCCCGGAGCUCACAGCAUCCCGCCAGUCAUUCCGCAUGGCCAUGGGCAACCCCAGUGAGUUCUUUGUGGAUGUCAUGUGACCCGUGUCAGGUGAACGUGGGGGGGCAGCCUCAUAGAAGGC
Scleropages formosus (Asian bonytongue) is the source of this 2449-nucleotide messenger RNA. It is a transcript of the gene dvl3b, whose product is annotated as dishevelled segment polarity protein 3b. The transcript is spliced from 15 exons. The record is from RefSeq and is a predicted model, not a curated record. NCBI's taxonomy places the organism in Eukaryota, Metazoa, Chordata, Actinopteri, Osteoglossiformes, Osteoglossidae. Gene Ontology annotation, biological process: intracellular signal transduction; canonical Wnt signaling pathway. Gene Ontology annotation, cellular component: cytosol. Bases 339 to 2408 code for a protein of 689 amino acids. Gene Ontology annotation, molecular function: frizzled binding.